Messenger RNA from Dreissena polymorpha, 471 nucleotides. RefSeq lists its product as uncharacterized. The transcript has 2 exons. NCBI's taxonomy places the organism in Eukaryota, Metazoa, Mollusca, Bivalvia, Myida, Dreissenidae. The coding region runs from base 54 to 383 and encodes 109 amino acids. The record is from RefSeq and is a predicted model, not a curated record.
CUUUUUUGACAACUGUAUAUCAACAGACUCAUGUCAAAUAAACCAAAUGGUAAAUGUUUUUCUCACCAAUGGAAUCACUUUCUUCGAGAAUCGUUGUAGUGGCAGUCUUCGUUACUAUAGCAACUGGGCUGAUAUGUCAGUUUCCGCACUGUGAAACGGUCAAAUGUCAGGCCAUCAACAACUGUACCGGAAGUGUCCGAGAGAGAGGCGGUGGGUACUGCGGAUGUUGCCCAGCGUGCUUUACGACCCUAGGCCAAAACGAGGACUGUGAAUGGGCAGACCCGUACGUUGCCGUUAUCCAGCCCGUGACCGCUCUGUGCGAUACCGGAUUGUACUGCGAGCUUAACUCGAGCACGUGCCAACCGGUAGUUGGCUUCGGAUAGGUUCGGACACUAGCCUUGCGAUGCUACCUCGAAUAACUUGAUAUUUGUGUGUGCUUUUGUCGUUGAAAUAAAAACUCACCCAAUGUUA